AUGACACGGACUUCCAAGUGCCAGGGUCCCAACACAGCCAGCACUGGGUGAUGUUAAGCCACUUUGCGUGUUGCCAGUCCCUGAUGAAUAGAAUCAAGAUUCGAGCAGUAUGGCUUCAAGACUCUGCUGUUGCCUUGGGACAGGGACUGUGGAUGUUCACAAUGGCUAGCAGAGCUCCGCUUGUCCUGUUCAGGUUCCUGUUCCUGCUGGCCGUCUUCUACAGUUCAGAUUGCACACUGAAGUGUUACCAUUGUGAAUCCCCGUCCCCUAACUGUUCCACAAUCGUCAACUGUACACCCAACCUCGAUGCGUGUCUCAAUUCCACCAGUGGACCACGAAUCUACAGACGGUGCUGGCGAUUCCAGGAUUGCAAUUUUGAAUUCAUUUCUGAGAGAUUACAGGAGAACUCAUUAAAGUAUGAGUGCUGCCAAAAGGACCUGUGUAACAGUAACAGAAAUGAUGGGACAACCUUAUCAGAGCUGACCAUGCUGCUGGUGGCUCCGGUGCUGACAGCCACCGGGCACCUUUAUGUCUAAGUCAACACCAAGAGGGCUGCUUCUAAACUGUCCCCUGCCCUUAGAGUCUCCAUUUUCUUGUUGCUGUAUGCCAUAAUCUACAAUUGCUCUACCUGUUUGCUGUUGGGAAAGAAUAAAAUGAACUUGAGCAACUUA
Ochotona curzoniae (black-lipped pika) is the source of this 671-nucleotide messenger RNA. It is a transcript of the gene CD59, whose product is annotated as CD59 molecule (CD59 blood group). Gene Ontology annotation, cellular component: plasma membrane. Gene Ontology annotation, molecular function: complement binding. The transcript is spliced from 4 exons. NCBI's taxonomy places the organism in Eukaryota, Metazoa, Chordata, Mammalia, Lagomorpha, Ochotonidae. The coding region runs from base 51 to 536 and encodes 161 amino acids. The record is from RefSeq and is a predicted model, not a curated record. Gene Ontology annotation, biological process: negative regulation of activation of membrane attack complex.